GUUUUGCAGGUACGUACCCCUCACAAGUCCUUGGCGGAUAAUACAGAGCUCCGAUUACGAGCUGGAACUCUUUCAACAGAGCUUACUCAUGACUCCAAUUUACCAAUUCAGGAAUGCCUCCAUCGAUUUUGUGCGGAAUGCAUUACGACUGCACUUUUUCGUGGGAACAAGGAGUGCCCUACCUGUCGCAAAAAGCUGGUCUCCAAGAGAUCUCUUAGACCAGAUCCAAACUUUGAUUCUUUAAUCGCGAAGGUAACGUUGAAUUCAUUCCAUAACCAACGUUUUAAUCGCCAGAAAUUUCUGGAAAAUACUGCCUCAGCAUUCCUGCAGCAAAGUUGCGGAAUUCUUCCCCUCCCCGAUAUCUCGUAUAAGCUUAGGCAACACCGUUUUGCGAUGGUAUUUUUCAGAUAUGGCCAGACCGAAAAACAUACGAAGACCUCCAAUCAGUUGCUUCGGAAAAAUUUGCCGCUCAAACCAAUAUGGACGCUUUGCGCAGUUCAAUAG
This is a messenger RNA of Haemonchus placei, 504 nucleotides long. The record is from the annotation of a GenBank genome assembly. NCBI's taxonomy places the organism in Eukaryota, Metazoa, Nematoda, Chromadorea, Rhabditida, Trichostrongylidae.